AUUCUACUAGAAUAGACGCUUAUCAUUCUCAGAUCAGAGAAGUGCAUAAUUCUACUAUGCAAGCCCAGCAGGUCCUUCGAGCAGGACGAUCUGAUGCUUGGAGCAAGGAGGAAAAUUUCAGUCCAGGAAGUUAACAGCUUGGCAGAGGAGUUUAUCAGAGCCAUUUCAUCAGAGGGAGAGCAUGUUACAGUGGAUAAGGUUAUAUUGCGGCUCUGUAGACAUUUAAGAGUCCCAGCACUUAAGAGUGUUAAAAUAGACGCUCACCGUGAUAUUCCAGCAAUUAAGGAGCUCUGCCGGACCCUCAGGGAAAUCAAUAUUUUCAUUGAGUCUAUAGAAGCAGUUCGCACAGUGUGCACUUUGUAUGAAGUGGGUGAAUGCAUAGCAGCCCUAAAAGCCAAGAAACACUUCAAAGAGCUGAAUGUGGGCCCACUGUGCAAGAUUCCAUUAAUCCACAAAAUGUUCAAAGUACCCAGUACCUUGAAGGAUGAGGAUAUCGUUGAAAUAGAGACAGUGGACAUCAUCAAGAAUCUGCGUGUAUUUAUGAGGAAGCAAAAAGGCUACAAAUGCAAAGUGGAUCUUCCAGAGUUCAUGAAGUUUAUAUCUGAUCAGUACAAAUGCGAUUCUCCAUAUGAUUUGGGUAUCAGAAUUCAGAGCAUUGCUCUCUCAAUUUCGACAUUGCGGAAAGCAGUGAACUGUGAAUAUGAUUCAAUGGACAAGACCAAGAAAAUUAUUCAAAAAGAAAUUGAGGAAGAGAUUGAGGCCAAACUGAGAAAAGUCAAAAAAAGCCUAUUGGAACCUGCAUCUGGAGCGCCUCUUUACUCCUCUAGUGGCUCCAGCGAGAUGCGUUUGAAAUAUGCCCACAUGAGUGCUUCUGAUGCAGUGAUGGAGGUGUUUACCAAGGCACAGGACAUAUUCAGCAAGAAAAUGGCCAAGCAUGUGGAAGGAUUCUUGUCAUACAUUUCUGGUGACCGAUUAGCAGCUGCAAUGUUCCAAAUGGCUAUCUGCUGUGGAUCACUGGAGGCACCAGUGAAUUUAAUUGAAAAAACAAAACCCACCAAGCCGAUGGAGGAAAAUAAGACAGUUCUGCCACCCGGUGAUGCUGAUCUAAAGCAGGUUUUGCACACUCAUAUUUCCAGCUUCAAUGGCCAACUUAAUUUAGCUUAUCUAUCAAAAAUUGAGAAGAAGAUGGUGGAACAUUUUAAAUUUAAAGACUUUUCUAGCAUGGAACAUGGGACAUUCCUUCAGUUUCUUGUGAAACAUUCUCAGAUUUUGCAAGAAGCAGGUGGAGGUGCCUUAAUGAUUAGCAACCAAGAUGUUAAGAACUGCAGCUUAAGACCCAGUCAGCAAGAUGUGUAUGAGCUAAUCAGGCAGUGUGGUGCGACUGACCAAACAAAAAUUCCUGAUAUUGAAGCAGCAAUAAAGAGCCAUUUCAAGGUAUUGGACACCAGGGAACUGGGAUAUGGAACAGUAGCUCAGUUAUUCAACAUUGUCCAGAAACAAAAAACUUACUACGAAGAUCAUGGCAAUAGAAAAAAUUUGGUUCAUUACGAAGCAGCGCUAUUUGUCAAAGAUUCUCGGCAAAGCUUAAUUGGAAGCACUGAUUCAGUGGGGCUUCUUGGAGAUAUGAGCAAAGACUCAGCCAUGGCAUGUUUGCUAAAUGCCCCCCUCUUGGAAGAUCUGUCUGAGUGGAGCCAAUGGGAGCUGGUGUUUGAACCCCAGCAUGGAAAUCUGAAGGACUUCAUAGAGCGGAACUUUGGAAAGAAAGUGACAAGCCUUGGGGACAGAGGUGAUGCUAUCAUUGCUGAUCUUGUCGCUCUGGAAGUACGGCCUGGUGUGUUGCUCAGGGUUAGUGCUAAUACUAGCAUUGAUCUCUUCGCUGAAGCUGUGAUGGCCCUAGAUCCAGUCAAUGCAGCAGGGCAUUUGGUUUCCAUUGUAAUUACAUAUGGCAUUGCCAAUGCACCCUUCGCCCUCCUGGGUAACCAUAUGGAAGCGUCACUGUCUGCAGCGAAUAGUCAAAGAGAGUUUCAAAUCGAAGACCGAGACACCUUGUUAGGAAGCUUUAUACUGGAUUGCCUCAUUAGAAUACCAGCAAGACUGUGCAGAUUUCUCAUACAACAGGUGUUCCUUGACCCUUUUUCCAGAGUAGCUGGGCAAACAAAUUCCAAGGCUGUUCUCCUGCAGGCUGCCAAGUCUCGCUUUCACUAUCAAAACCGACUUCACCAAAUGGGGAUUCUGAUGGGCAUAACAGACUGGGUGAAGGACUUCAACAUGAAGCUGAGCCCACCAAAGGCUCCAUUUAUGAAUUUCCAGAUGUUGAAGCCCAAAGUCAAUGACACUGCUUCUGUGAGCAGUUUGUCUUACACUGGUGACCUGGAGGAAGAUGAAGAUGAACCUGACUCUGAAGAAUUCAGAGAAUCAGACUUUGAGUCAGAAUCGGAGAAUGUAUCUUCUGAUGAAAGCUCAGAUGAAGAGAUAAAAUUCACAUUGGUAGAUGAAAUAGAUAAAGAAACGUCCUUUAACAAAGAUGAUGGAUCUCACCUGGACAGCAGUGAUGCCAAAAAGUGUCUUGCUGAUGAAAACGAGAUGGCAUGCAGAGCAGUCAUUGCUGACAUCAGAAAAAAUGAGUUUGGUAUAGGAGUUGAAUUGAAUGAUGAAGGUAAAAAACUGAUGGAAGUGAGUCAAAAUCGACUUGGCCGAAGUCUGGAGAGGUUGUCAAAGGAGCUAUAUAGCAAGGACACCCACUUUGUUUUGGAGCUUAUUCAGAAUGCUGAUGACAAUACGUACCCUGAGGACAGCAGUGUGCAUCCAAGUUUGCUGUUUGUGGUUGAAAAAAGUUGUAUCUCUGUUUUGAACAAUGAGCAUGGGUUUGAAGAGAAUAACAUCCGUGCUAUCUGUGAUGUUGGACGAAGUACCAAGGGAAAGCACAAAUACGGCUACAUAGGUCAGAAAGGAAUCGGCUUUAAGUCUGUUUUUAAAGUGACCGACUGCCCCGAAAUUCACUCUAAUGGUUUCCACAUCUGCUUCGACAAGACAAGUGGUCCAAUGGGUUAUAUUCUGCCCCACUGGCUUGAGAAUGAGAAAUCCCUUACAAUGGAGAUACCUGAGCUACAAGUGAAGAGCUGGACGACAAAAAUUGUUCUGCCACUGCGUUUGGAAAACCAGAAUAUGCAGAAUUUGUUUCAUGAUGUUCAUCCAUCCUUGCUUCUGUUUCUACAUCGUUUGCGCUCUCUUUCAAUUGUCAAUCAGAUUGAGAAUCGAAUUAUGUCAAUCACACGGAAGGAUGUGGACCACAACGUGCUUGAGAUUCAGCACAGUGAUGGAUAUGAACGUUGGCUGGUAGUGAAAAGAAUGCUGUCUGCAAAUAAGAUAAAAAGCAACGUGGAUUGUACAGAAGUUGCUCUUGCCUUCAAAAUGAACAACACGGAUGAAGCUUAUGGGCCGAGGGUACAGCCAGAGAAACAACCAGUGUUUGCUUUUCUACCUCUGAGAAACUUUGGCUUCCGUUUCAUUAUUCAAGGUGAUUUUGACAUUCCAUCAUCUCGUGAAGAUGUUGAUCGUGACAGCUCCUGGAACCAGUGGCUCCGCUCUGAAAUACCACAGCUAUUUCUUCAUGCAAUGGAUGUCUUUGUAGAACAUCCAGCAUUCAAAGACCUCCAAGGACUUUGUGAAUUUUUGAAAUUUAUUCCACUUCCUGAUGAAAUUUUUGAUUUCUUCAAGCCAGUUGCAGGUCAAAUCAUUCAACUUCUCAAAGGAAAACCCUUUUUACCCACAAAAGAAGAUGAUGAUGGCCAUAUUGAAUACAAAUUGCCCUCCCAAACUGCUGUUUCAUCAGACUUUCUAAUUCAGGAGGUUAUUAGUUCAGAGGUUCUUCACAAACACCUUAAUCUUUCAUAUCUGAAUCCUGCUGUACAGGCGACCUUACCUGCAGCUCUCAUGUCAGUACUUGGAGUGCACAGACUUACAGGUUCUGAUAUUGUUGCUGUCACGGCUGCUGUAUCCAAGGAGUUAAUCAAAGGUGGUGACAACUACAGUGAGGAGUGUUUGGUAAAAAUUGCCAAACUGAUGGUCUGUAACUUCCGCACACUGGAGCAUGAUUAUAGUGCAGCAGAUGGCAUACUUCAAGAGUUACGGUCUAUUCCCAUGAUCCCUCUAGUGAAUGGGCGCAUGGUGGCACUAAAUGGGCAGGGAGUGUUCUUUCCUCUUGGAAAUUCACAGAAGGAGCAUACAGGCCUGAAGGGACUUUUCAAAGACCUUAAUAUUGUCGAUCCCAACCUUCUUAUGUGUCUUGAUCCUCUGAGUAACUCCCAGGUGAAGGAGCUUCUGAAGAGGUUAGAAGUUCAUGACCUGGAACCAGACAAAGUCCUUCUAGAGCACAUUAUUCCUAUUUUAAAGAAUGGACUUUGGAAGAUGAAACCUGAAGACACUGUAAUCAGUUAUGUACGUUUUAUAAAGGAGCAUGCUGACAUCCAGGACCUGGCAAAAUGGAAGGCAUAUAUCCCAGUCAAUACCAACAAAGGCUUUCUAUGUCCAUAUGAGACAAAUGUUCAGUUUUCACAAGAAUAUGGAAAUUUUGAUUUACCAUCAAAGCUCCCAGGAGUGGAAUGGGUUCUGUUGCACUCCUGCUAUUUGGAGACUGACUCAGAUGUGCAAAGCUGGAGAGACUUUUUUAAUGCAUUAGGGGUACAGGACCUAUUUAUCUUCAGGAAGGUGAAGCAGUGUUUCAGCAAAAAGGAAUUGGAAUCUAGCCCAUGGGCCACCGAACAUAAACUUUGGUCAGCAAGACUUGAAGAUAUCUACACUGUUGAAGAUUAUGAAUGUAUUGAAUUUAAAACCCUCAUGACAGUUGACCAUCUGUCAGAGGAAGUGAAGUUUGACCAGAGAUGUGAACUUUUAAGAUUGCUCAAUGAUAACUGGAACACAGGGGCCAGGUUUUCCCAGUACCUUAAAGCCCAUGUGUUGGAUUCCCAAGGACAGAAGAUAAAUGAGACCAGAUCAUCAUUUGUUUUUUACUUGAUGACAAUGCCAUGGAUUCCAGUUCGUAACACAGCUCAUGGCAGUUCACAUGCAAACAAAGUGGAGUUUUUGAAUCCUUAUAAAGUGUACUUGCAAUCAGAAGAGCUUUAUAAACUUUUGGGAGCACAUGUUAAAUACAUUCCUAUUUACCUGAAUCCAAGUGACUUUGCAGUUUCUAUAGGUAUCAAGAUUAAUGUUACUGUCGAAGAAAUGCUCAUACUUUUUAAGUCAUGGUGCACCAGUUCAGUGGCAGGCAGCUCCCGGGAGGCAGAAGGCGGGUAUUUCACUACUACCACUGAACACAUUUAUUUCAUCUACAAGUACCUUUAUCAAAACUGUAACCACUUUCAACUGAAAGAGCUUUUUCGUCAAACUCCAGCAGUGUUUGUUGAAUAUGAAAGGAGAGAAGACUCCUGCUCUGGAAAGUUUUACUAUAUGAAGGAAGUGUGCUGGUCUGAUCCGACAGGAAUGUUUCAGAAAUACAGAGAUCUGAUCAGAGGAUCUGAAGGAGCCGUGCAAGAGCCACGUGUUUUGGCUCCAUUUUAUAAUCAGAACAGUGAAAUAAAAGAUUUAUUUCUUAAGUCAUUAAAUAUUGAUAAAAUCCCUUCUAUGAAGCAAUAUGUUGAUCUCCUUGAAGUCAUUUGUGCUGAAUGGCCUUUACCCCCCAAAGAACUUCUUCAGGAUGUUUCUGCCAUCUACGCAAUUUUGGCCAAAAAGUGCAAAAUCCAUGUUGAUAAUGAUAUUGAGACUCAGGUUGACGUUAACUAUCGUCAGUCUCUUAAAGAAAUGCUGAAAGAUAAGAAUGUUUUCCCCACCAAAGGAAAUUGCUGGGUUUCACUAGCACGACAGCCUUUGAUUCCUGACAAGAAGGACCUGGAAUGGAUUUUUAAACAGAGCGGCCAAGUGUGCCUGCUUAAUCUGCCACCCGCUGAUUUGAAGUAUUCCCUCAAAGCCAAGAGCGCCUUGAAACAAGGGAAGCAGGUGUUGAAGGAAAAUCAAUUCACUUUUGAGGAGAAGGACAGAGCCCUUUUCCUGGAGAUUUGUGGCGUGAAAAAGCUUUCCCAGUGCAUCAUAAUGCAAGCCCAGACAGAAAACUACAGGCCGUGCCCAGCAAUGCAACACCUUGUCCGCCAACUUGUUCCAUACAUCCAGAAAUUUUUAUACAAUCAUGCAGCUGUCUACCAAGAAUUAGAAGAGAGAAACAUCUCAGAAGCCAUCAAGUCACUUUCUUUUGGACAGGUUGGCAAACUUUACAUCUUGUAUGAGCUGAGGCUAUCCAAUAUGGAACCUUUGAUUGAGAAGGAAGAUGUGAUCUGCCUUUUGAAAGAUAACAAGGAGUUGUAUAUUCAGAAAGAUCAUCUUAAUGCACGCUUAGAAAUUUGCAGGGAACUGGUGAAGAUGUUUAGCUCAGAAGAUAAGGACUGUGAAAAGGAGCUGGAACGAUUCCUACAGAUGUUGAUGUCUUACCUGGACGACCAAGCUGCUUUGAAACGUUUCUUGUGCAAAGAGGACAUUAAGGAGCUUCCAGAGACUGUAGAAAAAUGGGAGGUGCCAGAACCCAAAGAGAUGAUGCCUGAGCCCAAAGUGCAUCACCUUGAUGAACAAAUGCUUCACUGUUUUGCUACGGAGAAUGUGAUGGAUAACACUGAAGCAGGGGAGAAGGGUCUCACGUCCUGGCCGCCCAAGUCGUCAUUUCAUGGUGUACCAAAUGCUGUGACAUCAGGAGAAUCGGUCAACUCUGUGUUGAAGAUGUGGCCACCCCCUGCUGAACCAUCUUCUGUCAGUGUAUCAAAACUUCACCACCCCACGCAUGACGGCAGCAAAACUACUUUUGAUGAGACAAGACAACCAAGUCCUCCAUUGUUUGCUGCAACUCACAGUGGACUGCCUCUCCUUCGACAGCAUUCAGGCGAAAACUCCAGCAGCCUGUCUUCACUUUCAAAGCCAGAUAAUCCCAAUCUGAAGGAUAAUCCCACUGAUCCACUCCCAGAAGGUCAGAUGGAUAUACGAACCUUACCAGAUAACAGUACCACCUUGACAUCAGAAGCUUCCAAAGUCAACUUCAAGCCUGCCACGUCAGACCUUUAUCCCUGCCUGUUUCAAGGGGGGGCAGAUAUCCAGCGACCACCCAUUCCUCUGGAUAAACCUAUUUGGGCACAAAGGCAGCCCCCUGAAGCUGUUUUGGAAGACCUUCCCAUUGAUUCUAGUGUCUGUUUGCCAAAAGCAGCCAUCUUUCCCGAGGAUACCGAAAGUAGCUAUGCUAUUGGCCGAUGGGGUGAGACACUAGUGUACGCCUUCUUAACAAACUGGAAAGAAAAUGGAACUAACUGCAAGCCGCUGGAGAUUGUGUGGAACAAUAUGAAUAGUGAAAGUGGACAACCCUAUGAUUUCAAAGUCACUUUCACGCCUAAAUCCGGCCAAGGUCUUACUGAGGUUUUUAUUGAAGUCAAGGCCACAAUGAAGUCAGAGAAACAUUUUAUACACAUCUCCGCAAAUGAAUUGGAUCUGGCACUAAAACAGAAGGAAAAUUACCAUAUAUACAGAGUAUACAAUGCUGGCGACUCGCACAAUGUCAGACUCUGUCGUAUCAGGAACCUUGCUCAGUGUCUGCAUUCGAAACAGCUGGAGCUCUUUCUCUUUGUGUAAAAAAGUCCGCCAUCAGCAACCUGUGUUACGUGCAGGAAAAGCUUUUGAAAAUAUUUGUACAUUUUGGUUUUAAUAAUUUACCAUUUUUAGGAACAAUUUUACGUGUCAUAUUUUAAUCAGACAGUAGGAUGUAUUUUGUAACAAAUAAAAGCAGGCUAGAGGUCUCUAUGCAAUUAAAUUUUAGUGUAUAUCUAGACAAAGCUGAGUAGGGCAGAUGAAAUGUUUGUUUACAUUACAUGAUAAGCAAGGAGAGGAUAUUUUCUUUGUCAUUUGUUUGCAUGCCUCAUUUUAUACGAAUGUGCUCUAAAAAUGUGAUGCCACCAACGGUCCUCCUUCCAUCCAUCCAUUAUAAUAAAAGCUUAAUUUGGCAGGGGCUUUUGUGAGUCGGCCUUAGGCUGGAUGUUAGCUUGGAAGGUACAUCAUGUUAUAAUAUUAUUGAAAGCAAUUGAGCACAAUGAUGGAUCACUCACUUGUCUUUUUACAAUUUUUAAGAAAAUUCUUGUUUCAAGGGCAUAUGUUUUUGUAUUAACUGGUUGGCAUUUUGCAAAUUAAAGGCUGCUGGAGAGCAUGGGCUUUUUGCCUCUGCCACAGCCAUCUUUACAACUCUUGUGACUCCAUCUCAUUUACCAGAGUCGACGGCCUUCACUGAGCCGCCUCUACUGGCACGGUGAUUUGAUUGUUGAAUUGAUCUCAUUACAUUGCUUGUGAGUGAAUGAGAUGGCAUAUAAAAGAAGACGGAAAUUGAACACUAAAUGAAAUGUUAACAAACUGGGGAUUCAGCUGUAGCCGGCAAGGAGCAGAAUCAGUUCUGUUAAGGAAAGCAGAGGUUCCUUCCCUUUCAUCAACACUAAUCCCCUCUUUACAAUUUGUUUCUUAAAAUCAAUUUUCAAUUUCACUCACAGCUCUCCUUUUCAUCUGUUUCAUUUUUUUUUCGUUCUCUGAGUUUUAUUGAAUAAUGAUUUAUAAUUCAACCAGGUGUAGAAAAAUUCUAAGUUUGAGUAGCCGAGCCUGAGCUUGAGCACAUCAGACAAGAUCUUAAUGGGCACCAGCAUUUCCCUGUAGCAGUAAAAAGCCAGAUCAGCAGGCACUUUGAUCAUUGUGAUUAUCAUCGAAAUGGAUUUGACUUAGUAUUGUUUGCCUUUUUUAAUAUAAUUAUCACACAAUUAAUGCUUCAGGUAGUGUUACUCAUUUUCCCAAUAUAGCAGCUU
Messenger RNA from Polypterus senegalus (gray bichir), 8867 nucleotides. RefSeq names its product protein NO VEIN. The transcript has 43 exons. NCBI's taxonomy places the organism in Eukaryota, Metazoa, Chordata, Cladistia, Polypteriformes, Polypteridae. The record is from RefSeq and is a predicted model, not a curated record. Bases 94 to 7659 code for a protein of 2521 amino acids.